CAGACGCAGGGCUUGUGUGCUCGGCUCAGUCUUGUCAGCAACGUCCGCACAGCAAAACACAACCUGCAUUUGUUUUUUUUUUGUUUUUGGUUUUUUUUUUAUACCGCGGACACUUUGCUUUUUUCCUGCACGAUCAAGCGUUGCGUGUGUGCGUGUUUUCGGCAGGAGGAGGAGAGCCACCACCUCGAACACCAGGCGGACGUGAUAUGAACCCUUUAUCGGCUUGAAGUGUGCACUGCAAAGGGCGACAACCACAGCGAAGGCUGCAGGAUCUACAAGGACAAAGACACACAGACGGAGGUAGAGAGACAGACAGACAGACAGACAGACAGACAGACAGCUGCAGCCAUGCCCGGGUUCGACUACAAGUUCCUGGAGAAACCCAAGAGACGCUUCCAGUGUCCGCUGUGCAGCAAGGCGAUGCGGGAGCCGGUCCAAGUGUCGACCUGUGGACAUCGCUUCUGUGACACCUGCCUGCAAGAAUUCCUAAGUGAGGGCGUCUUCAAGUGUCCAGAAGACCAGCUGCCUUUGGAUUAUGCAAAGAUCUACCCGGACCCUGAGCUGGAGCAGCAGAUCCUGGCGCUCCCGAUCCGCUGCAUCCACAGCGAAGAGGGCUGCCGCUGGACUGGACAGAUGAAGCAGCUGCAAGGUCACUUCUCCACCUGCGCCUUCAACGUCAUCCCCUGCCCCAACCGCUGCUCCGUCAAGUUGACGCGCCGCGACCUGCCCGACCACCUGCAGCACGACUGCCCCAAGCGCAAAGUCAAGUGCGAGUUCUGCGGCAGCGAGUUCACGGGCGAGGCCUACGAGAACCACCAGGGUGUGUGUCCCCAGGAGAGUGUGUACUGCGAGAACAAAUGCGGGGCGCGGAUGAUGCGUCGUCUGCUGUCCCAGCACAGCAUGGCGGAGUGUCCCAAACGAACGCAGCCAUGCAAGUACUGUGGAAAGGAGUUUGUCUUCGACACCAUCCAGAAUCACCAGUACCACUGCCCCCGGUUCCCUGUCCAGUGCCCAAACCAGUGCGGCACUCCCAACAUUGCCCGAGAAGACCUGGCCAACCACGUGAAGGACAACUGUGGCAGUGCGCUGGUUCUCUGUCCCUUCAAAGAUGCUGGCUGCAAACACAGAUGCCCCAAACUGGCCAUCGGGCGUCACCUGGAGGACACCACAAAGUCUCACCUGACCAUGAUGUGCAACCUGGUGGGGCGCCAGCGGCAGGAGAUCUUGGAGCUUCGGCGGGAGAUGGAGGAGCUCUCCGUCAGCCACGACGGCGUCCUCAUCUGGAAGCUCAACGACUACUCACGCAAGCUCCAAGAAGCCAAGCUGCGGAGCAACCACGAGUUCUUCAGCCCGCCCUUCUACACGCACCGCUACGGAUACAAGCUGCAGGUGUCGGCCUUCCUGAACGGCAACGGCAGCGGCGAGGGCUCCCACCUGUCCGUCUACAUCCGCGUGCUGCCCGGGGAGUACGACAACCUGCUGGAGUGGCCCUUCUCCUACAAGGUGACUUUCUCCAUCCUGGACCAGAGCGACCCGUCGCUGUCCAAACCGCAGCAUAUCACCGAGACCUUCAACCCUGACCCCAACUGGAAGAACUUCCAGAAGCCCUGCAGCACCCGCAACUCGCUGGACGAGAGCACCCUGGGCUUCGGCUACCCCAAGUUCAUCUCCCAUGAGGAGAUCAAGAAGAGGAACUACAUCCGUGACAACUGCAUUUUCAUCAAGGCUUCCAUAGAGAUUCCCCAGAAGAUCAUGGCUUGAGAUGUUCACGAAGAAGAACUGACUCUUAAUCUGGAACACUUCGACAACCCUUUAGAUACUUCCUACCUGAGUGUCUCAUGAGACCUCCAUGUAUGACAGAGGAGAACACGUCUGGUCUGCAGAGCUGUUCCUCCAAACCCUCACGCAGUCUGCAAGAAAACGCCUUGGAAAUCAAACAGUGCCUCGAGUUUAAAGUCGUAUUUUUGUUGUUUUGGUUUGUGAUCUGCACGCACGUGCAGGGAAAGAUGGUAUGGACCAGGGAGGUCCAGCACUUGGAGAAACCUUGCAUGGAACUAAGAAGGGUGGGCAGCAGAUCUGGAGCCCAACUGCCUCGUGUUUACACACGCUUAUCCCGCCAGACUGAACACACUUGCAGGCGCAGCUUGAUCCACUUUUCACCCGUUUAUGCAAAACAAAAUAACGUGCGGACUUUAAGAGAUCUGCUCACCAGGACCUGUUUCAAGGUAGCUGGACCGUCUCCAAACUCAUCCCCGUCUUGUCCCUAUGAGGGUCUGCGUCUGUUGUGGUUCCACCGUUGGUCUUCAGGGUUGUUCGGCGGUUUCUUUCCCCGCACGUGAACACGGUAGUUGAAGACCUCAGCUCCAAAGAACUGUGGUUGGGGGGACGAAGCGAUUCCGAACAAACCGGGGAGGACAGACCAACAAGUGAUCUCUCGUUGGUUUCUCUGGUUGUUGCGGUUCUUUUGAAACCGAGACCGCCUCUUGUCUCGGUCCGGUUCCAAAUGAGCGCUGGCGAACGAUUCAACCUCGAAUCCCUCCAACCAGCAAACGAACAAGUCCGGCAAGACCACUGCCUUACCCGCGCUUAGCGGUUAGCAUGCGGUCUUCUGAAGAAGUGGAACGAGCUCUAUUAUCCAUACGAUCACGUUUUCCACUACCGUAGCUCCUAGUGCGCACCCCCAUAACCUCCUUCUUGUUUACAUUCUUGCGACCGAUCAGAGAAGAGCGCAACCUCGCCCGUUCUAUCGCGAUGCGUCGGCGUUUCACCGCGUCCAAAGGAACCGAAGCGGGGCGGCACGGAUCAAGUAGGCAAAGUGCGACCCGUUGGAUGAAACCUGCAUUUCAUAAAAGUGAAGGAAAAGCCAUGUGGCCUUUUUAUACAUCUGAUCUUGCAUGAGACUUGGAGUGGGGGGGGGCAAACACACGCAUGCUUCAUGUGCUAACAUGUGGACCACAUUUUGUACUGUAAUCUAUUCUCUUAAACCCCCCACUCCCGUCCCCACCCUUCCUUGACGACUACUUUAUCCACCCCCCCUUUUUUGGAGAGUUUUAGGAAUAGUUUUUUAUUUUAGUUUUACACACAAUGUGAACGCUAAUGUGGCUCCUCAUAGCUGUUACGUAAGACGACGUGUUGACCGUGUGUUGUUCCCCAGACGGAUCCGGGGCUCCCGCCCGUCUCCAUCACAGCGCCCCCUAAUGGGUGGAGGACUGGUAUGUACAUGACACUCACUGUGGGUGCGAAUACUAAUGUAAAAACAACGCAGAAGCACAUUCUGUCCUUUUCUUACUUCAUAGAAAACUCCCUGAU
This is a messenger RNA of Dunckerocampus dactyliophorus (ringed pipefish), 3309 nucleotides long. It is a transcript of the gene traf4a, whose product is annotated as tnf receptor-associated factor 4a. The record is from RefSeq and is a predicted model, not a curated record. NCBI's taxonomy places the organism in Eukaryota, Metazoa, Chordata, Actinopteri, Syngnathiformes, Syngnathidae. Gene Ontology annotation, biological process: activation of NF-kappaB-inducing kinase activity; signal transduction; regulation of apoptotic process. Bases 349 to 1761 code for a protein of 470 amino acids. Gene Ontology annotation, molecular function: protein binding; zinc ion binding. The transcript has 7 exons.